GGUCGAUCGUCACCCUCAACGUCAGGUCGUUGUUCACCAAUCUUACGGGUUGCUAUGCCUCCUCGAUGUCGUGUUGCAAAUAUUCGUCGUGAGAGUAACUGUUCGAUUGAAAGUGAAGCGGCACAUGAGAAGCUUAUUAAGACCGCACAACAGGUAUUUUAUUCAUUUCUUUAAUUGA
Messenger RNA from Anisakis simplex (herring worm), 178 nucleotides. Lineage: Eukaryota; Metazoa; Nematoda; Chromadorea; Rhabditida; Anisakidae. The record is from the annotation of a GenBank genome assembly.